This is a messenger RNA of Tachysurus fulvidraco (yellow catfish), 2252 nucleotides long. RefSeq names its product band 4.1-like protein 5. Lineage: Eukaryota; Metazoa; Chordata; Actinopteri; Siluriformes; Bagridae. The record is from RefSeq and is a predicted model, not a curated record. Gene Ontology annotation, cellular component: cytoskeleton. The coding region runs from base 1 to 1875 and encodes 624 amino acids. The transcript is spliced from 22 exons.
AUGAGUCGCUUCUUUAAGGCACUAAAUACUGAGCAGGACGUCUUCAGUGGCAAGUUGUUCUGUCCCUUUGAUACAGCGGUGGAGCUGGCAGCUUUCUCACUGCAGGCUGAGCUGGGUGACUGUGACCCCUCAGAGCACGGCCUCGACCUGGUGUCAGAGUUCCGCUUUGUACCCGAGCAGACAGAAGAGAUGGAGGUGGCCAUCUAUAACACAUGGAAAGAGUGCAGGGGCCAGAUGCCUGCGCAGGCCGAGAUAAACUACCUGAACAAGGCCAAGUGGCUGGAGAUGUAUGGGGUUGACAUGCACAUGGUGAAGGCCAGAGAUGGAAAUGAGUACAGUUUGGGACUGACCCCCACCGGGGUGCUGGUGUUUGAGGGAGAGACAAAGAUCGGACUGUUCUUUUGGCCCAAGAUCACACGGUUAGACUUCAAGAAGAACAAGCUGACCCUGGUGGUGGUGGAGGAUGAUGAGCAGGGCAAAGAGCAGGAGCACACGUUCGUGUUCCGCAUGGACCAUCCCAAGGCGUGUAAACACUUAUGGAAGUGUGCAGUGGAGCAUCAUGCUUUCUUCAGGCUGCGUGGCCCUGUUCAGAAGGGCUCCUCUAACUCAGCCUUCAUCCGCAUGGGCUCCCGUUUCAGAUACAGCGGAAAGACAGAAUACCAGACCACGAAGGGUAACAAAGCUCGGCGGUCAGCUACGUUUGAGAGACGACCCAGUCGUCGCUACUCCAGAAGAACUCUGCAGAACAGAGGUCCCUUUGUUCCUAAAUCCACAGAGAGCCAGAAUAAUGGAGUGAGUCCCAGUCAGGAGACAAAGUAUGUCCAGUCUCGGUCUGGAGUGUCCCCGGUCCCCAGCCAGCCCUUGACUCAGGGUCCAUUGACUAUUGAAGCUCUGCCUCGGAGUCCUGGUGGCAGCCAAUCAGUAAAGAGGAGCAUGCCUGAGGUGGCAAACCUGCUGGAGACCCGCGUGGACGACCUCGUACGGACACCUGUUACCAUGGCGACGGCAGGCAUGGCCGAAGAGGCGGGGCCGAGUGUUGCUCUUUCCACCCCCUGUGCGGUCACCGAGAGCCUCUGUCUGAAUGACGCUGCAGCUCGACUAAAGCAGCUGGAGACGGAGAGCACGCCGACCUCUGCUCCUGCUCGCUCUAACGUCAAUGUCAACAUCAACAACCAGGAGGACGUGUUGAAGCUGUCAGAGAAGAGUCUGAGCAGCGUGAGCAGCAGUCCUGUCCUGAGCCACCUAAAGGCACCGGAUGAGCUCAAGAGCAACAUCCUCAAAGCCCAGGCUGAGGCAGUGCUCAGGGGACCAAGAGAGGAGAUGGGACUCACAGGUGAAAAGAACUGUAACCAGGAAGCAGCAGCCAGGCUGCAGGGUCGAGGUGUGCAGACAGGUAGCACUUCCUCUCUUACGAUGGGAAGUCGGGAAGCAUUGAUGCAGACAUUCUCCAGCAGCCUUGAAGUGAAAGCAGUGGAGUUCAUCUCCUCUCCGUCUCCAGCCGAACCCCCGGAUGAAGCCUCCUGUGUCGAGGACAGAUCCGAGGCACGGGAGGCACAUGCGGCCCCCCACGUCGACAACCUGAUCGACUUCACCGACCCCACACCAGUCGUGCCGCCACCGCUGCCGCCGCCGCCCAAACCCAUCAUUACACCUCGAUGGAUCGUUCCUGCAGCUCCUGUACCUCCGCAGACCGGCACUUUUACUAACGGCCUCCUAGAGCUGGACAAAACAUCCCAGACAGCAGCACAGCAUAGUGAAGCUCCUUCCUCUCUGCCUCAUCCUCCUCACACUCAUAAUGUGAUCGCCACCAGCAUCGUGUCUCACCUGCCGAGGAACAACCACAGACCCAGAGGCCUGCUGACCACCGAACUCUAACACGCUCACGUCCGGCAGCUCCGACUACCUGAAACCUUCCCAGCAUUUCAUUUUAUUUGUUUAAACCCCCUCUACAUUCCAGCACAGAGACUUGAACUAGCGUGUGCAGAAUCUGUAGACAUGACGUGAAGACGUCCGCUCCGCUCCACACCGCACCGCUCCACACCGCACCGCGCUACGCUACACUUUUAUGAUGUAAGAGUACAGAAGGAUGUUUUGGAGACCAGCGGGAGUUUUGCACCGUCCUCACGGCAGAGACUCGGAGGGUCGUGGUGCCGCUCUGCCCUCUGCUGUUCUCACACAUCAUCCUGCUACAUCACUGUGAAAGAGCAAGCAGCUCCAUCAACCACUGCACAUCCACCAACACUGGAAACUUU